Molecule: messenger RNA, 682 nt
Organism: Drosophila elegans
Lineage: Eukaryota; Metazoa; Arthropoda; Insecta; Diptera; Drosophilidae
Exons: 3
Coding region: 18-671 (217 amino acids)
Source: RefSeq, a predicted model, not a curated record
UGUGAAAAGUUCUCAAAAUGAAAUUGAGUUGGCUAACAACGGGUAUUCUUAUUCUCAUCCUAGCUAAUAAAUCCGCAUCCCUGCUUUGGCCAGCUUCUUCCAAUUUGGGUUUAACCCUUUCGGUGUCCACACCCAUUGCUGAACUAUUUCCUGAGCGUCGUAUCCUGGUCGAUUGGUGCUUUGCCAUCUCCUACAACUAUCCCUACAAUCUCACUGAGUUCUAUAGCAUACCCAUCUGGCCGGGAUUUGCCAACUAUAAGGCGAAACGCGAAGUUCCCCAAUUGGAACUGACGGAUGAGAGCUUUUAUACCAAAUACGGACAUGAUAAGGGGAAUGGUAUGCACCCCAAGGAUUUUUCAGCUGCAGAGCUUUAUGCCUUCCUUGAGGAUACGUUGGCGGGAUACGGCUUCCAUGAGACCUGUUUGCUGAGAAGUGUCUGUGAGUUGGCACAACAUCCCUUCGAUGAAAACCACAAGCAUAUGCUCAGCGAUAUUGUGACCUUUGUUCUGAGCCCCUCUCAACACGAAGGUUUUCGUGACGACGAACACGUUUACAGGAAGGCCUACGAACUGGCCGAGCAAGAUGGUUUUCUGGGCCGGGACUGCCUUAAAUUGUACUCCCAUUGCAAACACGAUCUCCUACAACUCAUGAGCCAAGUCGUAUUUCACUAGAACUAAUAAAA